GUCCACCAUCCGAGCCAGCAGCUCCAGCCGCAGAGAUAGCGUAGGGUCCAAGACCCCUCCUCCAUUGCAGGGACUGUCUUGCAUCCACGCACACAAUGCUGAGGCUGGUGGUGUUCCUACUGGCUGUGGGAGUGCGGUUCAGUGCUUCCGUCCCCCCAGCAAUGACCAGCCAUGCCCCCCAGCCCUCCACGGCCCACCCCAAUGCCACGGACACUUUGGCGAGGUUCGAGACCCUGCUAGGCUGCUUCCGGGACGUCUUCCAGGACCCCCCCACGAUAACCCCCCGAGCAGAGUGGGGGGCCCAAGCCCCCCGUUGCACAGCGCCACUGAAGACCCCCACUCCUUACCUGCUCGUUCAUCACAUUGCUGGGACGGAUUGUGGAGCACAGGGGAGCAGUUGGUGUCUGCGCCAGCUUCAAGACCACCAUACCCUCACCAACGGCUGGUGUGACAUCGCUUACAACUUUCUGAUCAUGGAGUCGGGCGAGGUGUUUGAGGGGACGGGAUGGACCGUCCAAGGCCACCACACCGCAGGGUACAAUGAGGUGGCGCUUGGCUUCGCAUUCUUCACCAACAUGACAGACCGAGCUCCUUCCCAAGCAGCUCUGGCGUCUGCCCAGCAUCUGAUCAGCUUCGCGGUCCAAAAGCGUCAUCUUUCUCCCAACUACAUUCAACCUUUUCUUUUCCGAGGAGAAGAUUGUCUGCAGGCCCCUGGCUCGACCCCCUCAGGAGUCCUAGGCUGCCCCACGAUCAUUCCCCGGGCAGACUGGGGCGCUAAGGGGUCCAUGGCCAACUGCCGCAAGCUGGAUCGUCCGGCCAAAUACGUCAUCAUCAUUCACACGGCCGGGCAGCCAUGCACGGAGCUGGACAGUUGCAAGGAGCUGGUCCGCGGCAUCCAGGACUUCCACGUGAAUGGCAGGAAGUUCUGUGACGUGGGAUACAAUUUCUUGGUCGGGGAAGACGGCAACGUGUAUGAGGGCGUGGGCUGGGACACAGAGGGAGCCCACACCUAUGGGUACAAUGAUAUCGCCCUGGGAGUCGCCUUCCUGGGCCUGUUCGAAGACAAACCUCCCAACGCGGCUGCGCUGAUGGCCGCCCAGCGACUGAUCCGCUGCUCAGUGGACCGAGACUACUUGGACCCCAACUACCUCCUGGUGGCCCACAGUGACGUCAUCAACUCCAUCUCCCCUGGCCGAGCCACCCAUGACAUCAUCAAAACCUGGCCCCACUUCAAAGGCUGAGGCCCGCCCCCUCCCUGGACCAGUGGAACUCUGGGAUGAGGUCACUGAGGCCCAGAGAAGCAAAGCGACUUGCCUAAAAUCACACAGCAGACAAGUGGCGGAGCUCAGAGUUAGAACUCAUGACCUUCUGACUCCCAGGCUCGUGCUCUAUCCACUGUACCAUGCUGCUUCUCAACUACUGUCAUCAUCUUCUAGAUCUCUCUGAUUCACUUCAUUUGAUCUGUGUAGAUGAGCCAUUGGAUUUUCUUCUGGUCCGAACCUUUCCCUACCUGUAAUUUAUUUUCAUGUCUCUCUUCCUCACUAGUUUGUAAAGUCCUUGUGAACUGGGAUCGUAUCUACCACCUCUACUGUAUUGUACUCCCCCAAAAUGUACUUUUUGUACACAGUAAGUACUCAAUAAAUGUCGUUGUUUGAUCAAUUUUU
Ornithorhynchus anatinus (platypus) is the source of this 1664-nucleotide messenger RNA. Its product is annotated as peptidoglycan recognition protein 3-like. The record is from RefSeq and is a predicted model, not a curated record. NCBI's taxonomy places the organism in Eukaryota, Metazoa, Chordata, Mammalia, Monotremata, Ornithorhynchidae. The coding region runs from base 96 to 1241 and encodes 381 amino acids. Gene Ontology annotation, biological process: peptidoglycan catabolic process. The transcript has 10 exons. Gene Ontology annotation, molecular function: zinc ion binding; N-acetylmuramoyl-L-alanine amidase activity.